ACUGGGUCUCGCCCGAUCAGUAGCCUCCACCUUCCCAAUUUUUCAUUAUAAAAGCCCCGAGUCUUACCCCCCUCUUCUGCCUCCACAAAAGAAAAAGCAUCCUUAUGAAAGAGCCAGUUGGAUUUCCUCCUUCUUUGUCUGGUGGAUGAACCCUCUUAUGUGGCUUGGGUCCAAGAAGGAUUUGGAAUUAGACGAUCUGUUCGGAGUUCCACAGGAAGACGAAUCGGAAAUUUUGGGAGAAAAACUUCAGAGACAAUGGGAGAGGGAAUUGAAGACCGCGAACAUCUUAGACGGCCACUUGGACACGGGACAAAUGACGAAGAAGGAAAAGCAGAAGAUCAAAACGCCGAGUUUACUGAAAGCUAUCAUCAGGACUUUUGGAGGGAAGUACGCUCUGACUGGGAUCCUCGCCUUCAUCGAAGAAUGCGUGUUGAAGGUGGCUCAGCCGGUAUUCAUGGCUUUGCUGAUCCGAUACUUCUCCGGGAACUGGAAAUAUGGAAACGAGACAUAUUGGGGCUGGCUAUUUGGUACCGGUGUCAUACUAUGCUCACUUCUAUACAUUUUUACGCAUCAUGCUCUCUUUUUCAUUAUCGGAAGAUGCGGGAUGCAGAUCAGAGUCGCGUGUGGAUCCAUCAUCUACAGAAAAGCGUUGAAACUGAGCAAAUGUGCACUGAGUCGAACGACCUCGGGUCAGAUGGUGAACCUCCUAUCCAACGAUGUCAACAGAUUCGACCAAUCGGUCAUUUACCUCCACUAUUUGUGGAUAGGACCGAUUCAGGCUAUCAUCUCGACAGUAAUCCUUUGGCUCGAAUUUGGGAUCUCCUCCCUCUCAGGCAUUGCUUUCCUCAUCCUCUUCGCGUCUUCUCAAGGUCAGAUGGGGCGGUGGUUUUCCCGUCUCCGUUCGAUGACUGCCAAGAAAACAGACGAAAGGGUUCAACUCAUGAACGAAAUCUUGAAUGCCAUGAGAGUAAUCAAGAUGUACGCGUGGGAAAAACCUUUUGCCAAAAUGGUCGACCUUGCUAGAGAGAACGAGAUCAAUGUCGUCAGAAGGACGUCUCUUCUCCGGGGCAUUAACAUAGGCAUUUUCUAUCCUUCGUCCAAAAUCAUUCUCCUCGUCAAUCUUAUCGUCUAUUUGGUGCUCGGCAAUGAACUCACUGCUGCAAAGGUGUUCCUCGCUGUGGCCGUGUAUAACAACAUACGAAUGACCAUGACCUAUUACUUCCCUUUUGGGGUUGCUCAAGCAGCGGAAGCUGUCAUCUCUAUCAAACGACUGCAGGAAUUCCUCCUCCAUGAGGAACUAAGGAAGCCAAACCACUACUUGGAAUCCAGUCCCAAUGUCCUCUGUGAUGCGAAUCUAAGAAAAUCUACAAAAAAUUUGGUCAAGAAUGGAAAUCCGGGAAUCGAGAUGAAGAAUGCAAUAGCCUCAUGGACGAAAGGUCAAGACAGCAUCGUCCUCAAGGGCGUCUCAGUAUCCGUGAAACCUGGCCAACUGGUUGCAGUCAUAGGUCCCGUUGGCAAUGGAAAGGUCUGGAUGCAAAUUAUUCUUCCUCAUUCUUGCCACAUUCAAGGUAUAAGCGCUCUUUUAAAAGAAGCACUGAGUUCUGAUGGUUUUUGUGCCGAUAGAGCGUUGUACCAAGAAGCAGACAUUUACCUGUUGGACGACCCAUUGUCAGCGGUAGACGCUCGUGUAGGACGACACCUAUUCAACAAAUGCAUCAUGGGAUACUUGAAAGACAAGCCGAGGAUAUUGGUCACUCAUCAGCUUCAGUUCCUCCAAAAGGCAGACGUCAUCAUCGUCUUAUCACAUGGGAAAGUGGCGACGAGUGGCACGUACGACGAACUGCUGAAAUCAGGAGUAGAUUUCACGAAAUUGAUGGCCAAACGUGAGAUUUCUCAACAGCUAAAGGAAGAGCUGUCGUCGACGAGGAGAACUAGAACCUAUACUAAUGAAAGCUUGCAAAGUCUGGACUCUCAGACUUGCAUGGAGGAGGGACCUCCAACGAAAUUAGGAGAAAAAGACACUACACCGACACUCGCAGAAGAAAUGAGAUCUCGUGGGAGUUUAUCAGGAAGGAUAUACUGGAAUUACCUGAAGGCAGGUGCUGGAUGGUUCCUUCGCCUUCUCCUAAUUGCCAGUUUCAUUCUCACUCAGACUGCAUUCUCGGGCUCUGAUUGGUGGCUCUCGUACUGGUUCGUGCUCCCUAUCAAUGUUUCUGCCUUCCUCUCGAAGGAAGUCACUUUGAAGACUAAUGCUCAGCAGGAAGCAGCAAACAGAACCAAUGGUUCAACAGUGGAGAUACUCUUCGGCAAUCCACAACUGGAUCCAUGGACACCUAUGUACAUCUACGUGGCGAUCGUGGUAGCCUUGUUUUUACUUUCCAUCUUCAGGACGGUGUUGUUCUUCCACGUCUGCAUGAAUUCUUCCAUCAACCUUCAUUCUCGCAUGUUCAAAUCUGUACUUCGAGCCCCAGUCACCUUCUUCGAUAACAAUCCAGUUGGCCGGAUCCUGAACAGAUUCAGUAAGGACGUCGGAGCAUCAGACGACGUGCUACCUCCAACGGCUUCCGCCAGUCUCGGAGUAUUGUCCCAAUUACUAGGCAUCACAGUUCUGCUCUGCAUUGUCAAUUACUAUAUCGUCAUUUGCACGAUCGUCGUCUUGGCGGUCUUCAGUUUCAUACGACACUUCUAUCUGAAUACGGCCAGAGAUCUGAAGCGCCUUGAAUCCAUCACACGAAGUCCGGUCUUUUCUCAUCUGAGUGCUUCCUUGAACGGGCUGGCGACCAUCAGAGCUUCGCAUGCCGAGAAUAUCUUCAUGAAGGAGUUUGACAAGCAUCAAGUGAGGCAUAAAACCAGUAUUUUGCUUUCGUACUUGGUUACAAGAGAGAAUAUAUCCAAUGUCUCGAUCUCUCGAUUUCACAGAAUCUUCAUACUUCCUCAUGGUUCCUUUUCCUAUCUGGCACCCGAUGGUUUGGUAUUUGGUUGGACUGAAGCACUAGGUGGGGAUGUGGGGCUCGCAAUAUCCUCGGCAAUUAUGCUGACAGGGAUGGUUCAAUUGGGUGUACGACAGAGUGCAGAAUUGGAAAAUCAGAUGGUAUCUGUGGAAAGAAUCAUGGAAUAUUCCCGUUUGAAAGAAGAGGCGGCCCUUGAAUCUCCCCCUGACAAGAAGCCACCUUUAGGCUGGCCAUCAGAAGGGCAUGUGAAAUUCGAGCACGUUUCCCUACGAUAUGACCCUGACUCAUCGCCGGUGCUCAAGGACCUCACAUUCACAAUAGCGGCCAAAGAAAAGGUGUGCAACUCAACCUUAAGAAAUCGUCAAUCCUCCUGCAUGAGGAAGAAGGAUGCCAUAAUCCUUUGCCCUUCCACCCUUACACCUCUGGGGAGAACAGGAGCAGGGAAGUCAUCGCUGAUAACCGCCCUUUUCCGUCUCACGGAACCUGAGGGUAAAAUCCUCUUGGACGGAAGAGACACCAAGGCAACGAGCUGCUACAGAAUGAGAAAGGCUUUUUCUCUGAACUGGUUGGCCAGACAGGACCAGGAGCAACAAGACGGCUUCAUCUCGCUGCCGCAAGGUUGGCAGCCAUGGCUCCGAUCGAACAAGCAACUCUUCGCCCCAUCGUCUACUACGAGUUCCUCCAAGGACACUCUGCGAGAGCCGCCGCGGAUCUGCGCUGCAUUCAAGGGCAACGUCGUCCACUAUUCCACAGUGUCUCGAUGGUUCAAACGCUUGGAAUCUAGCGGCCCGACCUUCGGAGAUCGAACACGCUCAGGACGUCCAUCUACAGUCGAUGACGAAGCCCUGCGGAACGCCCUCAACGCGAAGCCGAACGCCACCACUCGCGAAUUGGCGACUUCACUUGGAGUCACCCAUAUGGCCAUCGGCAACCAUCUGAACGACCUCGGCUAUCGGAAGAAAGUGUUGCAAGACUUUCUUUCCAACCCAAUAGAUGGUCAAGCACAUCUACUCUCCUACAGGUUGCCAGCUGGAAAUGAUAUCCGUUUUCAAGAUGAAUUCCAGCUGGCCAAACCCAUCUACUACCGGGAUGGA
Molecule: messenger RNA, 4045 nt
Organism: Darwinula stevensoni
Lineage: Eukaryota; Metazoa; Arthropoda; Ostracoda; Podocopida; Darwinulidae
Source: the annotation of a GenBank genome assembly